Dermochelys coriacea (leatherback sea turtle) is the source of this 1271-nucleotide messenger RNA. RefSeq names its product small ubiquitin like modifier 1 (gene SUMO1). The record is from RefSeq and is a predicted model, not a curated record. Gene Ontology annotation, biological process: protein sumoylation. Gene Ontology annotation, molecular function: ubiquitin-like protein ligase binding; protein tag activity. NCBI's taxonomy places the organism in Eukaryota, Metazoa, Chordata, Testudines, Dermochelyidae. The coding region runs from base 179 to 484 and encodes 101 amino acids. The transcript is spliced from 5 exons. Gene Ontology annotation, cellular component: PML body; nucleus.
CCCGGGAGCUGCCCCGGGAAGGGCGGACGGAGGGAGGGAGGCUGACGCGCCGGGCGGGCGGGAAGUGAGCUCAGCCCACAGGAAAUCCCGCCCGCCUGGCCUGUGUUGUGCUGCCGAGGGGCAGAGAAAGGAGCCUAGCGACCGAGCGGGGCUGGCGCCGGAGACCACGGGCAAAGCCAUGUCUGACCAGGAAGCAAAACCUUCAGCUGAGGACUUGGGAGAUAAGAAAGAGGGAGAAUACAUUAAACUCAAAGUCAUUGGGCAGGACAGCAGUGAAAUUCACUUCAAGGUGAAAAUGACGACACAUCUCAAGAAACUCAAAGAAUCAUACUGUCAAAGACAGGGAGUUCCAAUGAAUUCACUCAGGUUCCUCUUCGAGGGUCAGAGAAUUACUGAUAAUCAUACCCCCAAAGAGCUGGGGAUGGAGGAGGAAGAUGUGAUUGAAGUUUAUCAGGAACAGACAGGGGGUAACUCGACAGUUUAGAUCCUUCUGUUUGUUUUUUCUUUCCCCUUAAUCCUUUUUUAUUUUUAAAUAAUAGUUCUUUUGUAAUGUGGCAUUCAACACUGAACUGAAACUGGCACCCCAUCUUUGGAACUUAUUUUCAAACAUCUGGUAUUUUGAAUUCUCGUGCUCAUUAUUCACUAUAAUUUCUGUUUUCAUUGUGCUGAACUCUUGUGAUCCAGCUGCAGCCCUGUUCCUUUUCCCCCCUCCCCUUUUAAAAUUACAUGUACACACAUGCAUUUGUAUGUUCGCUAGGAUCGUGCCUUUGAGGCACGAAGGUUGUAAGAUCCGCCAGGUGGGCGAGUGUUCCUAAUGACUUCCAAAUCAGCCCUGAAGUUUUGAUGUGGUGACUGUUUCACUCCUGGACUAUAACUUUCAGUGGGAGAUGAAGUUUUUCAGAGAACUAAACAAUGGAGAAAUUGUGUGUCCAUAAUUGAGAGCUGUUUUCCUUAAAUUGUGCUGGGGGCCUGGGAAAGAAGACUGUCCAGUUGAAAAUGAAAAAGAUCUGUACUUUCUUCCAGAGAUGGCUUCACAGAAGACCUAAAAUUGAAAACCCUGUCUAUUCUUAAAUUUUGGCAGAAGAGCCCAGAAAAGUUCUUUCAUAUAGCAAUUAAUACACAGAUAUUCCUGCAAGAACGUACACAGCAGACACUUGUAGUAUUCUGACAUUCUUGUUUGUACCUUUUGGCCUGGGACAUGGGUUUUGAAUGGACAUUGUCUGUACCAGCUUCAUUAAAAUAAACAAGAAAAACAAUUUUAUAAACAUUAA